AUGAAUCCGAAAAUCCCACAACCACACGUGUUCGCUAGAAGGAAAAGUGAACAAGACAUUGCCGUAUUGUUUAUCACAAGUAGCCCUACCGCGCUGCAGAUAGGCCUGCUUACGGAACGGAACUGCAAGCGCACGGCCAGCGGGAGCACUAGGAUACCAACAAUCAAUGCGAAGGCUGUAGACCCUGUGAUUCGAACACGAGGCUGA
Messenger RNA from Opisthorchis viverrini, 207 nucleotides. RefSeq lists its product as hypothetical. Bases 1 to 207 code for a protein of 68 amino acids. The transcript is spliced from 2 exons. The record is from RefSeq and is a predicted model, not a curated record. Lineage: Eukaryota; Metazoa; Platyhelminthes; Trematoda; Opisthorchiida; Opisthorchiidae.